This is a messenger RNA of Cylicocyclus nassatus, 1174 nucleotides long. NCBI's taxonomy places the organism in Eukaryota, Metazoa, Nematoda, Chromadorea, Rhabditida, Strongylidae. The record is from the annotation of a GenBank genome assembly.
GUCGAGUGGUGGACGUGAUUUUGCUAUUGGCGCUGUUGCUUGCAGGUCUCAUACAAAAAAGGUAGGAUUACAUGUCGCACACUCAUCGUCCCAGGAGAGCGGAAGGAUAUACAAGAAGGGAGUCCCACUACAGCCACGAGCAUCUCGAGAGUUUUGGUCGUUUGCCAAGUUACGACAUUCCGAGAGGACAUCUAUGGGUGGAAGAGGCGGCUAGUGAAAGAGAUUAUGAUGGACUAGGGUGUCCUGUACAUGGUUCCGCUUACUCGACACAUUCCGUUUGGCGUCCAGUACAACAAGAUUCUCGAGAAAGUCGGCAAAUUUUUGAAAAUGAAACUAGACCACUGUGCCCCGUUCACAAACGUCCUGCUAGUAUAGUCAGCAGCGAAAGCAUGCAUACUGCACUUUACGAUGACGAAAUCGUUACCAUAGACGCGGAGCCUAAACAAGAGCAGCGCGAACCUAUUCGCGCCUCGACAUCAAAGCAUUCAAAACAUUCAAAACGUUCCAAGCGCUCCAAACACUCCAAACGCUCAAAAUCAAGAAGUCGGCACACCUUCAGCCAAAAAUCACUCAAUGAGGAGGAAAAUUUGCAAAAGUCAGAGCAUCCAUCCCAAAGCGGUUCAAGAUACUCAUUACCCUCUGAUGACAACCUUUCGACACGGUCAUAUUCGACAGGAAUAAGUUUGACCACCACUGCUUCGGAAGGUUACGAUUAUAACAGCAGGGCAACGUCAUUGUUUAAUAUACUGAAAAACUUUGCCGACAAGUACCCACGUUUCGCGCUUUUUCUUGCUAUCCUAAUAUUUGCGUACUUCUUCAUGAACCAAGUAGAUCUUACUAUAGCACAUAUAUUUGAAAGUUUUAUAAGAUUUGCCUACCCUGCGAGUCACUACAUAGCAGUAACAAAUGAGCAGUUUUUUGCUAGAUUAGCCAGGAUGGCCACAAGAAGUGACGAGGUCAUGGAGGCAUUCUACUGUGAUUUUGCUCGAACAUGGUGUGAACGAUUUGAGCUAAUGUGCGACGUCCGCUGCUCAUUUGUAGAACAAACAUUGCAAAGAAUCCGGAAACAUCCGCAUUAAGUGAAAUGAUAAUUGAUCACCUGAACAGUAUCUUCGGAAAAUUAACGAUAAAAGAGAUAGCGAUAUUCUAUACACCAAAACUUUAUUCAUUACCC